AUAAAAGUAACACCAGUAGUGAAAGGCUGAAAGCAAACAGAGUGACGGAGAGUGAGCAUGGCUCCAAAGUGCAACACUCUACCCUGUACAAUCCCUUCUCUUUUGCUCUCAUUUUCCAUUCUCUGUGUUCUACCAAUCUCCCUCUUCUUUCUCUUCUACAUAACCCAUCAACAAUCCUCUACUACACUUUCAUCUCUCAUUUCCUCUCAUAAAAUCUCCCAAAAUCCCAACCGAUCCAUUAGAGUCUACGUUGCAGAUCUCCCAAGGUCGCUUAAUUAUGGCUUGUUAGACAAAUACUGGUCCUUGAAAGGUGAUUCCAGACUGGGCAGCGAUGUUGACAAUGAAUUGCGUUCUGAGCUUUCUUCGAAAGAGAAGCUUGCAUUUCCUCCAUAUCCAGAGAACCCAUUGGUCAAGCAGUACAGUGCUGAGUACUGGAUCUUGGGCGAUCUGAUGACCCCAGAGGAAUUGAGAGGAGGGUCGUAUGCCAAACGGGUUUUUUAUGUGGAGGAAGCUGAUGUCAUAUUUGUGCCGUUCUUUGCGACUCUUAGUGCUGAAAUACAAUUGGGUAUGGCGAAGGGGGUGUUCAGAAAGAAAAUUGGGAAUGAGGAUUAUGAGAGGCAGAGGCAGGUGGUGGAGUUGAUUCGUAGUACUGAUGCUUGGAAAAGGUCUGGCGGCAGAGAUCACGUCUUUGUGUUGACCGACCCAGUUGCGAUGUGGCAUGUUAGAGCUGAGAUAGCUCCAGCAGUUCUUCUGGUGGUUGAUUUUGGUGGUUGGUACAGGCUUGACUCAAAGGCAUCCAAUGGUAACUCCACUGAUAUGAUACAACAUACCCAAGUUUCGCUGCUUAAAGAUGUGAUUGUGCCCUACACUUACCUACUGCCUAGACUGCACUUGUCAGAGAACCAGGAUCGCCAUACUCUUCUUUACUUCAAAGGAGCCAAACAUAGGCACCGGGGUGGCUUGGUUCGUGAAAAAUUGUGGGACCUGUUGGUUAAUGAGCCUGGUGUUGUGAUGGAAGAAGGUUUCCCUAAUGCUACUGGCAGGGAACAGUCAAUAAAGGGGAUGAGAACAUCAGAAUUCUGCUUGCACCCUGCUGGUGACACACCUACUUCAUGCCGACUUUUUGAUGCCAUUCAAAGUCUUUGUAUUCCUGUGAUUGUUAGUGACGAUAUUGAGCUUCCAUUUGAAGGUAUGUUGGACUACAUGGAUUUUUCUGUUUUUGUAUCAGUCAAUGAUGCAUUGCAACCAAACUGGCUUGUGAGCCACCUAAAGAGCUUCUCUAAAGAACAGAGGGAUGCAUUCCGCCGCAAUAUGGCUCAUGUUCAGCCUAUUUUUGAGUAUGAUAACGGCCAUCUGGGUGGUAUUGGACCAAUUCCUCUAGAUGGUGCAGUGAACCACAUUUGGAAAAUGGUUCACCAAAAAGUACCCAUGAUUAAGGAAGCUAUUAUUCGAGAGAAGAGAAAACCCAAAGGUGUAUCAGUUCCUCUUCGAUGUCAUUGUACAUGAAUCGUCAAGGCUAAUCUACCUUAAUUUCUUUUCUUUCCUUGUAAUGCAAAGAGAUUUUAACUACAAACAUCUUUUGAUGUAUCAUUAGGUCAUAGGGUUUUAUGUCACAAUAAAUUGAAAUUA
This is a messenger RNA of Telopea speciosissima, 1629 nucleotides long. RefSeq names its product probable arabinosyltransferase ARAD1. Lineage: Eukaryota; Viridiplantae; Streptophyta; Magnoliopsida; Proteales; Proteaceae. The transcript has 3 exons. Bases 58 to 1506 code for a protein of 482 amino acids. The record is from RefSeq and is a predicted model, not a curated record. Gene Ontology annotation, molecular function: glycosyltransferase activity.